AUGGCGUCGGUGGAGCGGCGGAGGACUGGUCGACGGAAGAGAAGAUCCGAUGACCCCUACCUGGCACGCCAGAUGUCGGAUUAUGGGAUCUGCAAACCCUUGAGAGCGGUAGUUUUGGAGUAUCCUUGCCACAAAUGUGGUGGCUUUGAGCAAUUUACUCUUUCCAUCCCCUCUUCUCCGUGCGCCAAUUCCCUUUUCCUUUUCCAUCCCCUGCUCCGCUGCAGCUGCCCUGCUGCUUCCCCUCCCCCUCCUCGCCGAGGCGCCUCACGAGCGCCGCGAGGGAGGUGGCUAGUACGGCGAGGCGUCGCGCCAGCACGAGCGCCGCGAGGUCAAAGGGCAGCAGCAGGCAAUACGUCGAGGCGCAGCAACCGCACGGGCUCCGUGAGUUCCAGGGCCGGAAGCAGCCAAUACGGCGAGGCGGUGCCUGUCUGGCGGCCGUACGGCCUCCGCCGCGUGCGCGACCUUGCUCCUGCGCCUCCUACCCGGGCUGGACCUCCCCCGUGCGUCGUCCCCACCCGCAUCACCAAGCUUCCCAACAGCGUCCGCGACUCCGCGUCGCCUCCGAGGAUGUCCAGGGAGCAGCACAGGGAUGGCGAAUUUGGCUGCUCUGCUCUGAUGAUGCCGUCAGAGCACAACUUGCUCGUUUUCAGCAUGAGGAAGAAGAUGAUCUAAAUGUUUUGGAAGGACUAAUCCAGUGAGGAUGGUGGACAAGAAAAUAUAGAAGGAAUGUGUAUGUCAAAACUGAAGAAAAGCAGACCACCUUGGUGGCUCUGUUCUCACAAAGAAGAUUGUUUACUGUUCCACACAAAAUCGGAUUUUUGCCAGCAACUCAUCCACCUUGGUCUCAUCUUUCGUUGACGACGGAGCAUCACGUAGCAGUAUCUCUGCGAAAAUCCAUAGAAGUAUCGGAACCGGCUGUGGAUAUGGGAAAAAGAAAAUCCCUAAAAUGCAUCUCUGAAACAAUGGCAUUUUUUUAGUGAAUGAACUAAGAAUAGCAGUUCAUUUAUAUUCUGUAGGGGGAUAGCAGGUGCCACUGUUCCAGAAUGUACUAAUUCUCUGAAAAUUGAUUUGUUUCUGUAGCAAGUUGUCGUAUGAAUUUCAAAAAGGAACUAUUCUCUGAAAAUUGUUUCAUAUUUCUGUAGCAAUUUAUUGUAUGGAUUCUGAACACUGUUCAAGGAAAUCAGCAGCUGCCAUUGUUCGGAGAAUGAGCUAAUUCUCUGAAAAUCGUUUUGUUUUUCUGUAGCAAGUUAAUGUAUGAAAAAUGAAUUUGUUCAAAGAAAUCAGCAGCUGCCCUUAUUUUACAUCA
Messenger RNA from Triticum aestivum (bread wheat), 1306 nucleotides. RefSeq lists its product as uncharacterized. The record is from RefSeq and is a predicted model, not a curated record. Lineage: Eukaryota; Viridiplantae; Streptophyta; Magnoliopsida; Poales; Poaceae. The coding region runs from base 1 to 672 and encodes 223 amino acids. The transcript has 3 exons.